Procambarus clarkii (red swamp crayfish) is the source of this 845-nucleotide messenger RNA. Its product is annotated as insulin-like growth factor-binding protein 7. The record is from RefSeq and is a predicted model, not a curated record. NCBI's taxonomy places the organism in Eukaryota, Metazoa, Arthropoda, Malacostraca, Decapoda, Cambaridae.
GGCUGAGGCGGUGAUCACUGGUGAGUGUUGAGGUCAGAGAGAGGACGUGAAGUUGCUACCACGUAAACACCGCCACCACACCAGCAUGUUGAUGCGCGCCCUGCUCGCCCUCUGCCUCGUCGCCUGCGUUCUCAGCGACCCAUGGCCACAAAGUGCAGACGACGGUGACGACUGUGAUGCAUGCGUCCCCAGCAGCUGUGUGGAUGUCUCACGGUACUGCCCUGACCACCUGAUCCUUGAUUCUUGCGGCUGUUGCAAAGUCUGCUCCAAGAUCGUUGGUGACUUGGGGGACCCGCAUCACGCCCACUGCCUGGAGGACAAGGACGACCACGAUGUCCACGAUCACAACCAUGAAACCCACGACGAGUUCUGUGAAGCUCUUGGUCACCAAGGGUAGUGCAUGCCGACCAAGCCCAGCCCAGGGAGGGACCAUCUACAACAACACACAGGAAGGUCCCACAGGAGGCGCACACAUGAUUGACCUCCCAGGAGAAACCACAGAAGAACUGUUGACAUGGUCGAGACUAUAUGAUCUUGGUCAUGGUCUUUAACACCUAGAAUAGCCACUCAGAUGCUGUUAACCAUCCUAAAUUAAACAACCUAGUUUGACGUCAUUAAGGUUACCAUUGAGCGUGGUUAGUAACUGGUUACCUGAGUGACGCCGGAGACGGUUGGUGACGCUGGCUGGGUUAUAGUGACAUCAUUGUUUACUAACAUGUCUGCCUUCCCCCCCCCCCCUUCCUGGUGCUUAGUUGACAACAUGGCGCUGGCCUUCUCCCUCUCUUGGCUCCUGAACGAUCCACUUCCUCGUAUUUUACAAUUAAUGAUAAUUUUCCAUAAAUUCA